Pocillopora verrucosa is the source of this 1763-nucleotide messenger RNA. Its product is annotated as RING finger protein nhl-1. Gene Ontology annotation, biological process: protein polyubiquitination; negative regulation of translation; proteasome-mediated ubiquitin-dependent protein catabolic process. NCBI's taxonomy places the organism in Eukaryota, Metazoa, Cnidaria, Anthozoa, Scleractinia, Pocilloporidae. The record is from RefSeq and is a predicted model, not a curated record. Gene Ontology annotation, molecular function: protein binding; translation repressor activity; ubiquitin protein ligase activity.
CUGUAGUCAAGGAACUUCUAUCGAGUCCCGUUAAAAACGUAUUUUUCCUCUGAUUUUCCUUAAUUGCUAUCAUGGCCGUGGUCCCCAUUGCAGUUUUUCAAGCGACUUUUAGAUGGCUUGUGCAUAAAGGCAGAGAUAAAGCAGUCGAAAAGCUAAGCGAUGUAACACAUAAACAAUUUCGUAACAUCAUCAUGAGUGAAAUCGACGACAAGAGCUCCAAGUUGGAUGGAUUAUCGAAAAAAGAUUUGCGAGCAAGUAUCAGCUUCUUUAGAGAAGGAAUCGAGUUGUUGUAUGAAGGAUUUGACGAGAUAAGGUCAAGGAGUGAGUUUGGCGCGGAUACAGCACAAGCGACUUGUGCGGAAGUUGUGUCGCUCACUGAAAGAAUGCGAAAUUUAGAGCUUACCGAAUCUGCCACAAGAAAGCUUUCUCGUGCGAAGAAGAGAUUCGAACAAGCUCGUGAAUGGGCAACAAUAGCAUUUUCAAAUGAAGCACUAUCAACAACUGACCGCAUUUUAGCAAUGCAGUACCGAGUGAUGGCAACAGUAUUAGAGGCAAUAGAGAAUCCGUCCGAUGCUAUAGCACCGUGUAAAGUAUGUAUUAAAGAGCUAAACGGUCUUCCAACGGUUCAGCAAAGCUUUAAAGUACAGCUCAAGACAGGAAUCAGUGCGGUGAUGGGUUUGUUUUACCAAGAAGAACGAGUAAAAAUCAUUUCCGGUGUCUGUCGCGUCAAUCGUGUCGCCUUCGAUGUCACACAAGCGAUAUGCAGCAGAGGGCUUCUACUCCUGGAGUGGCCCAAUGUCGAUACAGGAGAGGAGAAAGUUGACUUACUGCAUGACAGGAGACUGGCUCUAUUACUACGUGAACAAGGUAUGGAGCAGUGUGAUCUAUCAUGGACAAUUGGUCAGGAUGGUGAAAAGGAGCACAGGAUAAAAAAUCCACUAGAUAUCGCUACCAACUCAAGCGGGCAAUAUAUUGUAGCCGACUAUGACUUGACAAUCAAGGUGUUUGACAAUAGUGGCAAAUUUGUGAAGUGUUUCAGACUUCCUCCUUUUAUUGAUGACAAUGGUAAAGAGCUAUCUACGGAAAACUGGAAGGUUAAACUGGCGACAGACAUAAACGACAACAUUUAUGUGCUGGUUGAAGAAAAGAAUCAUCAGCGUUGGAUUUUUAAGUUCGAUAAAUCCGCUGACCAGUAUCACAAGUUUCGCGAGAGGACAAUGGACCUCGAGUGCAAUCUGUGUAAACUGUCAGUUAGUGAUAGUGGCAAAGUGAUGGUAUUGAAAGGCAAUUAUACAAAGGACUAUCAUUUUGUGGAUCUAUACGAGACUGAUGGCCAGUUUGUUUGCAGUUUUGGAGAACAAAAUUUGAAGAGCCCGCGAGACAUCAGCACUGUAAGUGAUGGCAGAGUUAUGGUGGUGGACCAAACGCCUUCCCAUUGUGUACACAUAUUUAGCGAACUCGGUAAUCAUCUAAGUAAGUUUGAUCUCAAAGGGUUUGUUCACUUUCCAAACAUUGCAUUUCACAGGGAAAGUCAACAAGUCGUCUUGGCUAGUACUGACGAUGAAAAAGAGCUCCUAUGUAUUGGAAUAUACACCAAAGAUGGUGAGUUUGUACGAAGCGUUUUUAUCUACAAAAGUGGCUAUUUCCUGUAUAAGAUUGCAGUGAGCACUGAAGGACGCAUUGCAGCUCUAGGACCUACAUACGUCAAGCUAGAGUCCGGCGUCAUGGAUUAUAAAAUAGGAUAUCGAUUGAUUGUUCUAUAA